CAAAGCUCUGACAUCGAUAAAAUAGAGCAAACAAAAAUAUUUACGUUGCAUCUGUCGGCAAAACACAAGAUUUUUAAACUUUUUUGUUCAUAUUUUAAAAUUGAAUGUAGUGUUUCGGUGCUUUUUAUAAUGGAAUGGAAAAACUUCGUACUUGAAGAAUGCCCCGCCAGUGCUUUCUACAUUCCGAACUUCACCACCACGCAGGAGGAAUCCUUCCUCCUAGCCCAGGUAGACAGAACACCUAAGCCUCGAUGGACUCAGUUGUCCCAUCGACGUCUUAUCAAUUACGGAGGAGUUCCACAUCCGAAGGGAAUGAUUGCUGAAGCGAUGCCGCCUUGGUUGCAGGGAUAUGUGGACAAAGUAAACCAACUGGACGGAGUGUUUGAGGACGGUAGGAAAGCGAAUCACGUUCUGGUGAAUGAAUAUCUUGCCGGGCAAGGCAUUAUGCCCCACUCGGAUGGGCCUCUGUUUCACCCCACUAUCACGACCAUUUCCUGUGGAUCGCACGCUGUGCUAGAAUUCCACGAACCUCAGGAAAGUGCGGAUGAAGGAAAAACUACUAUGCAACGGGUUCCCGUGACAAAAUUACUGGUCGAGCCCCGGAGUUUACUGAUUCUUAAAGACGACAUGUACCAUAAGUACCUGCACUCUAUUGCCGAAGUGGAGCGGGAUGUGAUAGAUCGGAGUGUCGCAAAUCUUUCGAGAAAUAAUUUUCAGCUGAACGACGUUCUGGACAGAACAACUCGUAUUUCGUUUACAAUUCGGCAUGUCCCAAAGACUUCCAAGAUGAAAAUAAAAUUGUUUUAGAACCGUA
Aedes albopictus (Asian tiger mosquito) is the source of this 814-nucleotide messenger RNA. Its product is annotated as alpha-ketoglutarate-dependent dioxygenase alkB homolog 6. Bases 130 to 807 code for a protein of 225 amino acids. The record is from RefSeq and is a predicted model, not a curated record. Gene Ontology annotation, cellular component: nucleus. NCBI's taxonomy places the organism in Eukaryota, Metazoa, Arthropoda, Insecta, Diptera, Culicidae. The transcript is spliced from 2 exons.